Molecule: messenger RNA, 345 nt
Organism: Lathyrus sativus (Indian pea)
Lineage: Eukaryota; Viridiplantae; Streptophyta; Magnoliopsida; Fabales; Fabaceae
Source: the annotation of a GenBank genome assembly
AUGAGGAUGAAGCGUAUAGGGAUUUCUUUGAGGUUGAUUCCCCCUAGUAGUCAAGAUUGGGUUAAUGUUAGGGUGUUUAUAAAGUUUUUGAAGAAUUAUUAUGAAGCGACAAAGGUAUUUUCUGUUUCAACAAAAGCAAGCUUGCAUACUGCUUUUUCGUACUUGGCUGCCAUUUACAUUGAGCUUAAGAAAUUAAACAUGGACCUUAAUGGAUUGUUUGCUGAGGUGGCUAGGGACAUGUUGGAAAAGUACAGUAAAUAUUGGGUUGAUAUCACUAAGAUGAACCAACUCCUUUAUUUUGGUGUUAUCUUUGAUCCCUGGUAUAAGUUAAGAUGUGUAGAAUGA